GAAGCCCUAUUAAAGCCCCGGUGGCCAGAAACGGAGGCAAAUUCAGGUCGGUGAGAAGCAUGGAGGGCAGUCUGGUGCCAGAAUCGGCGAUGGAGUCGGUGGGUAGAACCCUGGCCAACGUCAAAGAUAUGCAAACCCAUUUGAAGGACUUCCUAUCUCUCUGCGACCCUCAAGUCAUUGCCCAAUUGCCACCUCUUCAACGGGCUCAAGCUCAUCUCACGCUCGCCAAGGCCACUACCACCCUCUUUGCAUUGAACUUGAGGUGUAAGGGCGUGAACCCAGAUGACCAUCCUAUUAAAUCAGAACUGGAGAGAUUGAGGUUGUAUGAAGACAAACUAGAGCGGUUAAUGGACUCAAAUAAAGAACCAUUGCGACCUUCUACUAUCCUAAAUCAUCAGGCAGCAACCCGCUUCAUUGAACAUUCUUUGCCUGAUCUUACGCCAGAGCAAAAGCAAAGUAUGAGGGAGAUCAGCAGGGGAGAGGGGCCAAAGAUUAAGCAUUCAGAGAGGAGUGGUCAAAAGAAGAGGAAGUAUUCAUCUGAUAAACAAUCUAUUCAAAAUGCUGCCCAGGCUUUUCUUGAAAAGGCAGCCCGUGAGCUUCUUGGUGAUAAUAAAGAUGGUUUUAAGGGACCUCUACAAGUCAACUCCUCCGAUGAAGAUGACAAGCCUGACAACUGAUUCUCUGUUUAUUAUGGUAGAGUUUUGUUUCAUGUUCUUAUUAAUUAUCGUUUUUGUCCUUGAGUUUGUUGGUUUUUGGUGUCUUCAAUGUUGUUCUGCCUCUUAAUGUCUUGAAGAGUUUUAAAAACGUUUUAUUUACUAGAUGCCCAAUCCUUGGUACUGGGCAGUUGAAGUCAUUUAGUACAAUCUUUUCUAUUUGUGUGCAAAA
Molecule: messenger RNA, 885 nt
Organism: Vitis vinifera (wine grape)
Lineage: Eukaryota; Viridiplantae; Streptophyta; Magnoliopsida; Vitales; Vitaceae
Exons: 5
Coding region: 60-677 (205 amino acids)
Biological process (GO): regulation of gene expression; maturation of 5.8S rRNA
Cellular component (GO): nucleolus; exosome (RNase complex)
Molecular function (GO): DNA binding; RNA binding
Source: RefSeq, a predicted model, not a curated record